CUAUGAGUUGCUGCAUUCACCCUCACCUUACCUUCUCCAAUUCGCUCUCUGUUUAGUAGCCACUGCGUCGCGCAAGAACGCAAGCACAAGGAAAACACCAGCAGCGACAUGCCUCCAAUUCCACCUUCCGCGCAGCGGCGUGGGCCGUCGUGGAUUGAUAAAAUGAAAAUGGGGAUGUUGAUGGGCGGAACUGUCGGGGGCAUUAUGGGCUUUAUCUACGGUACCGUGACGAUCUUUCAAUACGGCGCAGGUCAAGCUGGUGUAAUGAGGACGCUGGGGAAAUACAUGCUGGGGUCGGGCACUAUGUUUGGGCUCUUCAUGGGUAUUGGAAGCAUCAUUCGAACAGACUCACCUCAAAUGGCAUCAGCAGUAUGGGCACGAUCACGAUACCCGCCUCUUGUUCACCCACGACGAGAUCAACUGUCAAUCAAGUCCCGAUGAUUCAAACUGCGGUAAUGGAGAGAGACAAGAGUAUGGCGACGACUCAUUGUACAUACCCAUAAUGAAGAGAACUGGACUUGGAAAAGUUGAUUGAUCACGGACGAGAGCGAUACCCAUUACUGACAUAAUAAACGGUGCAAAGGCCACCAAUUUGCCAUUUCUGGCCACGACACUGAGAUGAAUACAUACAUUUGCUGGCUUAAGCUCUCACUCCCAACCACACUCAACAACGUCGGGUGGCAGUCCAUGAUCACUCGCACCUCAUUUUACAUCGACGCUAAAAGGCAUCCCGUGCCGAGUCUAGGUGAAAUUGCUCCUUUCUAAUGCCUUUUUUGUCUCGAGUGACACUCAUGCCGGGCCAUUGCUUGAGCUACGAUGGGCUGCAUCUCCAGAGAGGUAUUUUGAGGAUCGUUGCAUUUAGUCGUCUUGGAUGUUACAACAGCCACUGGCAUCUUCCGCUGAAGCUGACGCUCAGGGUAUGGACGCUUAAAGCAUCAAACCAGAAACAAUCGCUCGCAACCACUCGCUGUUCCAGUGGGACGGCUGUCAUUAUCUAAUCUUGAAACUCAACAAAAUGAUUGUACAUUGGCCCGUGGAUAGCAUUACUGCUACCCAUUCAGCCCGAUAUCAACACCCAAAGUAAGAAGAAUAUCUGGGAUCGUUAGACGUCAAGCUGAGACAACCGGGGGGGAUUGCUAACUCACCAUGAGAACACCAAACAUUUUAGCAACCAG
Molecule: messenger RNA, 1175 nt
Organism: Cladophialophora immunda
Lineage: Eukaryota; Fungi; Ascomycota; Eurotiomycetes; Chaetothyriales; Herpotrichiellaceae
Exons: 5
Coding region: 109-441 (110 amino acids)
Biological process (GO): protein import into mitochondrial matrix; protein insertion into mitochondrial inner membrane
Cellular component (GO): TIM23 mitochondrial import inner membrane translocase complex
Source: RefSeq, a predicted model, not a curated record